GGUCAGAUCAAAAGGAAGUGAGAUCCAGUCACUUGCUGUUUCUGUAGCUGAUCAGAACCGGUUUUGUACCCUAAAACAUCCAUUAGGAUGGCAGGUUUAUGCAGGAUUUGGAUAUUUAAGGUCCUCGUCUUGGGAUUAAUAGAUUCGUCUCAUGCUUCCCUGCGUCCUCGUGUGUCAUUCUCUCAGGGAAGCUCAGAGCGUCUCUUGGGCCUCUACCACAGCUCUUCUGUGAAGAACAGCAGCACACUGCUGCUCAGCGCUGAUGCUGACACACUGUUUGUUGGUGCUCGGGAUGCUUUGCUCUCUCUGGAUGUCAGUCAGCCUGAUAGUAUUACACUCAAAGACAAGUUGGAAUGGGCAGCAUCUCCACAAAACAUAAAAACCUGUACAGUGGCCUCAAAGACGGAUUGUGGCAACUUCAUUAGUAUUCUGCAGUUUUUUAACUCUACACACCUUUAUGCCUGUGGGACAAAUGCAUAUAAACCACAAGCCCUCAUCAUACCAGCAAGUUCUCUGAGAACUGGCAGAGACACAAAAGAUGCCAAAAACUGCUGUCCCUCCAGCUCCACCCAGAGGAACACAGCCACUAUUGUUGACGAAGAGCUGUAUACAGCAACAAAAGUCGGCUACUUUGGGGUGAAGGUCAUUUCUCGCUGUCACAGCAGAGGAGCGCGCAAUAACUUGGAGCUUCAGAAUGUACCAAAAUUGCUACAGGAACCUGAAUUCGUAAGUUCAACACAUAUCGCCAGUGAAGGAAAGAUCCUGCUGUUUUUUACUGAGGUUGGGGACUUGACCGGAGACUCGUUUCUGAACUCUUUUACUGUGUCUCGUGUGGCACAGGUCUGCACGAAUGACAACGGAGGAAGCCUUACCUUACAGAAGCGCUGGACAUCCUUUGCUAAGUCUCAGCUGGUCUGCCAACAAGGGGAUGAGCUCCAGUUCAACAAGCUGCAGGAUAUUGUCAAGAUGUCCCCAGCGGAUGACGAGUCUCCUGACAACACCCUUUUCUACGGAGUCUUUACAUCACAGUGGUUGGCAGCGUCAUCUAGCCUGUCGGCAGUCUGUGCUUUUAGUCUAACAGAUAUUAAAGCAGCUUUUUCAGGCGAUUACAAGACAUUCGAUUUGAAUGUAAACCACUGGAAUCAUCAACCAAAUGUAGACGGUAAACUUGGCAAGUGUGGAUUAUUCAAUGACAACGACCGUGUGUUAAACAUUGUAAAAAAGAGCUUCCUGACUGAAAAAGUUGUGCGUCCCGUGGACAAGAAACUGAUUUUCUCCUCAACAGAAGAGCGGUAUAGCCGUUUAGCUGUUCAGAGAACUCAAGCUGCAAAUGGACACAGCUACACCAUCCUUUACCUGCUCACCGAAUCUGGUUUUCUUCAUAAAGUCGUCCUGCUGGCUAAAGGUCCUCAUGUCAUCGAAGAAAUUCAGAUAUUUAAGCAACCGCAUACUGUGAAAAACAUCCUUCUUUCCACCAGCAAGGGUGUGUUGUUCAUCGGCUCUUCUGAGGGUGUCUUCAGAGUGCCUGUAUCCAACUGCUCAGCUUAUCCAAACUGUGCAGAGUGUGUGUUGGCCCGUGACCCGUUCUGUGGAUGGGACUCAGAGACCAGAGCCUGUGCUACUGUGUCCAGAAUGGGUUCUAACCUACGGCAGGAUGUGGAAAGCGGAAAUGUCAAUGCGCAAUGCACAGAGUUCAAACAUACUGCUGCUACAGUGACGCGGAUUGCACGAUUAAAUGAGAUUGUGGUUCUACCGUGUCGCUCGAGAUCCAGACUGGCGGAUGUGACUUGGAGGUUUUCGGACAACAGAGUCGUUCCUCAGUUAAUGUACAUGCAGAGGGCAGAUGACAGUCUUGUUUUUACAGUCACUCCAGAGACCUUGAAAACCUACCUCUGCGUGUCUGAGGAGCUGGGCUUCAAACAAACCAUCGCCGCCUUUGCUGUAACUCUCCCUGUCUUCCCUCGUUCUUUCCCUCCUCCAUCAGAUCGCCAACCUGACGUAACCCUGAACUCUGACGAGGACCCAAAAACAGAGCCCAUCUCUGAUUACUACACAGCAUUUGAGUUUGACGAAUCUGAACCUACAAAAGAGGAAAGGACGGAUGCAUUUAUGACACCAGACAGGACCAAUGAGAAAAAAGCUAGGACUAAUCCUCAGUCUACUAUAAACAUAAACACUGCAGGAAAAGACAUCGUUUGCGUUGCACAGAAGAGUUACUAUAACGAAAUGGUUGCUUUUUGCCUCUUGUUCGUCUUUUGUCUCUUUGUAUUCAUUGCUUUUGUGGUUCUUUGGAGGCGCAGUAUGAGGUGCAACAAAACCACACCUCAGAAACAACCUAAAGACGCGGAAUCAGACAAUAUCUGGCAAACAGAACUGGACGAGCAGAAAAGCUGAGCCCUAAGCUAAACUAAAAAAAUGAUGCUUGACCCAUAUUUAGUCUGGAAAAAUCUAGUGAUCGCUAGAAUUUUAGCAAAAUAUUGCAUAAUAUGUAUAGGCUAAUCGUUUGAUUUUAUUUAUAUUUUAGGAUUUUAGGAAAUCAUGCUUGUUUUGUCAAAACUGUUGUUCGGUCAGUGCUGAAAUUCAGUUUUGGUUUGUUUUUUCUUUUUAGGAUUUUAAGGUAAGAUAGCCCCGCGUCAUGAAAAAAAUGGCUUGUUUACAAAAAAAAGGGAUAAUUUGCACAAAAAAAUUAAUUAAGAAGAAAAUGUAUGACUUACAGUUCUUUUCACAGUGUAUAAAUAAAAUAUCGCAUUUAUAUAUAAUAAAAGAAUAAAUACUUUCUGACAGAA
Messenger RNA from Puntigrus tetrazona (Sumatra barb), 2786 nucleotides. RefSeq names its product semaphorin-4A (gene sema4aa). Gene Ontology annotation, molecular function: chemorepellent activity; semaphorin receptor binding. The transcript is spliced from 14 exons. NCBI's taxonomy places the organism in Eukaryota, Metazoa, Chordata, Actinopteri, Cypriniformes, Cyprinidae. Gene Ontology annotation, biological process: negative chemotaxis; negative regulation of axon extension involved in axon guidance; positive regulation of cell migration. The coding region runs from base 88 to 2394 and encodes 768 amino acids. The record is from RefSeq and is a predicted model, not a curated record.